GUUUACAGAUUUUGUAGAUAGGAUCAAUUGAUUAGUAUAUUUUAUAAAAUCAAUUGAAAGUACGAUUUUCGAUAUUUUUCUAUAAUGGCUUUACCACUCAAACCACAAAUUACUAAAAUUUUGGAACAAGACGUUUGUAAGUUGACACAUCUUUGUAUGUGGAAAAAAUUCGCAUCUGGAUCGACUGAUAAUAAUAUGAUUAAAGGGUUAGUUUUGGGUGUAUAUACUGGCGAAGGUGAGCAGGAACCUAAGUUAAGUGUUACUGCCGAGAAGUUUAAUGAUCGGGUCAAUGGUAAAAUUGUACAGCUAGUGCGAGAAUGGAACAUAACGGGUGAUGUAGGUAAAGGAAAAGUGUUUAAUAAUAUAGAUCCAGAAUUUAGAUCUAUUGCAGUCGUUGGUGUAGGUGAACAAAACGUUGGCUUUAAUGAAAUGGAAAUAAUUGACGAGGGGAUGGAGAAUGUUCGUAUAGCAGCAGGUGUAGGUGCACGUAGCUUACAAUAUCACGGAUGUUCUCAUAUAUACAUUGACGACCUUGAAUAUCCUGAACAAGCAGCGGAAGGGGCUUCAUUGGCUAUUUACCGCUAUAAUGAAUAUAAGUUGGAAAAACAUCGCACACUUUCGCCACUUCUACACCUAUACGACUCAUCAGAUGUCGAUGCAUGGACUCGUGGUUUAUUUAAGGCAGAAGCACAGAACUUGGCUCGCCGCCUUACCGACACACCAGCAAAUCGAAUGACGCCAAUGCACUUUGCACAGUCGGCUGUUGACGCCCUCUGCCCCUGCGGUGUGACAGUCGAUGUGCAAAGCAUGGAAUGGAUCGAGCUGCAGCGCCUUAACUCAUUUUUAAUGAUAGCGAAGGGCUCCUGCGAACCACCAGUCUUGUUAGAAAUCAAUUAUUGCGGCACAUCACCAGAGGAUAAGCCCAUACUAUUGUUUGGUAAAGGUAUUACAUUUAAUAGUGGUGGUCUUUGCCUACGUAGUAGACGUGGUAUGGCUGAGUACAGAGGUUCGAUGGCUGGUGCAGCAGUUGUUGUAGCUACCAUCCGAGCCGCAGCAGCCCUGUCUCUUCCCAUCAACGUUACGGGUGUUAUACCACUUUGUGAAAAUACACCAUCCGGUAUGGCAGCCAAACCUGGUGAUGUCGUCGCAUUACUGAAUAGGAAAACAUUAUCUAUGCGUGAUGCUGACAAGGCUGGUGUUGUUGUUAUGGCGGAUCCAAUUCUUUACGCGCAGGCUGCUUAUAAGCCACGUCUAGUUGUUGAUAUAGCCACUUUAAGUAAGGGAGUGGGGCAGGCUUUAGGUGGCUCAGCAACUGGGCUGUUCACUAAUUCUAAUUUCAUCUGGAAGCAGUUCCAAAAAGCUGGAACUAUAACAGGUGACAGAAUGUGGCGUUUGCCGUUGUGGAACUAUUUCAAGAAGCUUGUGACAAAUAACAAGAGCUUCGAUGUGAGCAACGAUGGAACAGGCCCGGCUUCUGCCUGUCUUGCAGCUGCUAUAUUGCAUGAAUUCGUGCCUUGUCUUGAUUGGGUGCAUCUUGACAUACGUGGUGUGGGAAUGCUCACAAAGUUUGGAACUAUGCCCUACUUGUUGAAGGACAGAAUGACUGGACGUCCCACUAGGACAGUUAUACAAUUUCUGUUUCAGAUGGCCUGUCCUGAUACAAAAAAGUGAAACCCUUUACAAGCAACCACACACAAUUAAUAAAAAUUCUCCCUGUCGACACAACUGUUUUUAAUGGAAAAUCGUCGCAGGGCAGUAAACAUCCGUAUGAUGUUUCAAACAUGGGCAAAGAAACAUUCAAAACUUUCAAAAAUCUUCAAAUACGGACAAAAAAAUUU
Teleopsis dalmanni is the source of this 1838-nucleotide messenger RNA. Its product is annotated as cytosol aminopeptidase-like. Gene Ontology annotation, molecular function: manganese ion binding; metalloaminopeptidase activity. The record is from RefSeq and is a predicted model, not a curated record. Lineage: Eukaryota; Metazoa; Arthropoda; Insecta; Diptera; Diopsidae. Gene Ontology annotation, cellular component: cytoplasm. Gene Ontology annotation, biological process: proteolysis. The transcript has 8 exons. Bases 85 to 1671 code for a protein of 528 amino acids.